GAUUCGUUAUUAUUUCUUCUGAAACUCAUAUCAUGUCAUACACCAGUGGUGAGAAUAAUGGAAAAUGGAAUGCCUUGAAGCAUGAGACUCUAGAGUUUUAGAGUUUAGAGGAGUGCAUAGAAAAAAUGGUGUCACAAGCUCCGAUCUUCUCAGAAUUUGAACAAAUCGUUAGAAAUAAGCUAACAAUAAUAAAGAAAGAGUGGAAUAUAUUCUUAGCGUGGUGGAUACUUUCCUUGAAUCUACAACUUCCACCCGUGAUUCCUGAGAAAACCAAUAGCAUUAGAAAAGUAUCUCUCUUUUAAAAUUAAAUGCGAAAAUUUAAACGCUUCGUUAAUUAAGCUCGUCGUUUCUUGUUUGUAUGAAUGGUUGAAGAGCAAUCGACGAAGAUAAGGAAGAAGAAGAAGACAACGCUGCUAUCACUGUCACUGUUAAAACCUACUCUUCUCUAAUUUUACUGUUAUUGGAAGAAGCAUGAGUUAUGGAAAGGACGACAUAGAAGCUCCUCGGAGCUCCGGUGACAUCGACGACGGAGGCUCCUCCUCCAGUCCCUUUGAUAUUGCCAGAACAAAAGAUGCUUCCGUUCAACGACUCAAGCGUUGGAGGCAAGCAGCGCUUGUGCUUAACGCUUCUCGCCGAUUUCGCUACACCUUGGACUUGAAGAAAGAAGAAGAAAAGGAGCAAGUGCUGAGAAAGAUUAGAGGGCAUGUUCAAGUCAUCAGAGCAGCGUAUCUUUUCAAGGAGUCUGCAAAAAAAUUGAAAAGUGAAUUAGGAAUUGCCCCACAUCCUACAAGCACCACUGGAGAAUUUCAAAUUGGGCUAGAGUUACUUUCUUCAAUUGCAAGGGAUCAUAAUACUGCUACUCUGCAAGAAAAAGGAGGGGUUGAAGGGAUAGCAAGUUUGUUGGAGACCAAUUUAGAAAAGGGGAUUCAAGGUGAUGACGCUGACUUGUCAAGACGGACAAAGGCUUUUGGCUCGAACAACUAUCCUCGAAAGAAAGGAAGAAGUUUCUUGAUGUUUGUUUGGGAUGCUUGCAAGGAUCUGACCUUGAUUAUUUUAAUGGUAGCUGCUGCAGCUUCAUUAGUACUGGGGAUAAAAUCUGAGGGUAUUAAGGAAGGAUGGUAUGAUGGUGGAAGCAUUGCUUUUGCAGUUAUUCUUGUUAUUGUUGUUACAGCUAUAAGUGAUUAUAAGCAGUCUCUUCAGUUUCGGGACCUAAAUGAGGAGAAGAGAAACAUUCGUUUGGAGGUAAUUAGAGGAGGUAGAAGAGUUGAGAUCUCAAUCUAUGACAUUGUUGUUGGUGAUGUCAUACCCCUUAAUAUUGGUGACCAGGUCCCUGCUGAUGGAAUUUUGAUCAUCGGUCACUCUCUUGCAGUUGAUGAAUCUAGUAUGACUGGGGAGAGCAAUAUUGUUGAAAAGAAUUCUAAGAACCCUAUUCUGAUAUCUGGUUGUAAAGUUGCAGAUGGCAGUGGUGUUAUGCUCGUAACGGCUGUUGGUAUUAAUACCGAAUGGGGGCUUCUAAUGGCUAACAUUUCAGAAGACAAUGGUGAAGAAACACCUUUGCAGGUACGCUUGAAUGGUCUUGCCACCUUCAUUGGUAUAAUUGGGCUCUCUGUGGCCGUCAUCGUUCUGGUUGUGCUACUGGCCAGGUAUUUCUCUGGGCAUUCUAGAAACCCAGAUGGAAGUGUUCAAUUUACAGCUGGCAAGACUAAACUCAGUACUGCAAUUGAUGGAGCAAUAAAGAUAGUCACUGUUGCGGUCACUAUUGUAGUGGUUGCAGUACCUGAAGGACUCCCUUUAGCAGUUACCUUAACACUUGCCUACUCUAUGAGAAAAAUGAUGGCAGAUAAAGCUUUGGUACGUAGGCUUUCUGCCUGUGAGACUAUGGGCUCAGCCACAACUAUUUGCAGUGAUAAGACUGGAACAUUGACUAUGAAUCAGAUGACUGUGGUUGAGGCUAUCAUUGGUGGGGAGAACAUUGAUCCUCCUCACGAGAAGUCAAAGCUCAAACCUAUACUCUGCUCGUUGCUGAUUGAAGGAGUUGCACAGAACACCAAUGGCAGUGUUUUUGUACCUGAGGGUAGUAACAAUGUUGAGGUUUCUGGAUCACCAACGGAGAAGGCAAUUUUACAUUGGGCUGUUCAGCUUGGGAUGAAUUUUAAAGCCGCUAGAGCAGAAUCAUCAAUUAUUCAUGUCUUCCCAUUCAAUUCAGAUAAAAAACGAGGCGGGGUUGCAGUACAGACGACUGAAUCUGAAAUCCAUAUACAUUGGAAAGGGGCUGCUGAGAUAGUCCUAGGAUGCUGUACACAGUAUAUGGAUGUAAAUGAUCACUUAAUAGAGAUGGAUGAAGGAAAGAUGAACUAUUUUAGAAGAGCUAUUGAAGAUAUGGCUUCUCGUAGUCUACGGUGUGUUGCCAUUGCAUAUAGAUUAUAUGAAAUGGAGAAAGUUCCAACUAGUGAAGACCUUGCUCACUGGUCAUUACCUGAGGAUAAUCUCAUCUUAUUGGCUAUUGUUGGUCUGAAGGAUCCUUGUCGACCUGGUGUGAAAGAUGCGGUGAAGCUUUGCCAGAAAGCUGGAGUUAAGGUAAAAAUGGUCACCGGUGACAAUGUCAAAACUGCAACAGCAAUUGCCGUGGAAUGUGGAAUACUUAAUUCAUAUUCCGAAGCUACAGAGCCAUAUGUCAUCAUUGAAGGAAAAGACUUCCGUGCGAUGCAAGAUGAAGAGAGAUUAAAGAUUGUUGAAAAGAUAUCAGUUAUGGGACGAUCGUCUCCGAAUGACAAGCUUUUGCUCGUACAAGCACUGAGGAGGAAGGAGCAUGUUGUUGCUGUAACUGGAGACGGAACUAAUGAUGCUCCUGCCUUACAUGAGGCUGAUAUAGGUCUUGCAAUGGGGAUUCAAGGUACAGAAGUUGCGAAAGAGAGCUCUGAUAUCAUUAUAUUGGAUGACAAUUUUGCUUCAGUUGUAAAGGUUGUCAGGUGGGGGAGGUCUGUGUAUGCAAAUAUUCAGAAAUUUAUCCAGUUUCAGCUUACAGUGAAUAUAGCAGCUCUUGUUAUAAAUGUUAUUGCUGCAUUUUCUUCCGGUGACGUACCACUAAAUACAGUACAGCUUCUAUGGGUAAAUCUUAUCAUGGAUACACUUGGAGCUCUAGCCUUGGCAACUGAACCACCAACUGAUCAUCUAAUGGAUCGUAAUCCAAUGAGUCGAAGAGAACCUCUUAUAUCAAAUAUUAUGUGGAGGAAUCUGCUGAUACAGGCAAUUUACCAAGUGUCUGUCCUACUUAUACUCAAUUUCCGAGGCAUUUCCAUACUGAAUUUGGCACACAAGUCCAGUGACCACGCACUCAAAGUGAAGGACACUUUGAUAUUCAAUGCCUUUGUUCUCUGUCAAGUUUUUAAUGAAUUUAAUGCCCGCAAGCCGGAUGAGUUCAAUAUAUUCAAGGGAGUGACAAGAAAUUACCUCUUUAUGGGGAUAGUGGCAUUGACUGUAGUACUUCAGAUUAUCAUCAUUGAAUUUCUAGAAAAGUUCGUUAAAACAGUCAAGCUAACUUGGCAACAGUGGCUCAUUUGUGUCAUCAUUGGAUUUAUCAGCUGGCCUCUUGCUGUGGUUGGAAAACUGAUACCAGUACCAGAAAAGCCAGAAAAGCAGCUCAGUAACUCUUUUAGGGAGUGUGCUGACCGUGUUCGAAGGUGUUUUUGUUGUGAUGCUUCUGAAGAGAAUCAUGUAUAGGUGUCUAGCUGGUUUUCUAUCGUGUGUGCAAUUUCUUUUAUUUUGACUUGAUAGCUUACAUUCUCCUGGUAAUGGUAAAUGGUAUACUGUUGUACAAAUGGUUUUAACAUGUAUAUGGUCUUUUUUCUUUUUUUUUUCCCUAUUU
This is a messenger RNA of Arachis ipaensis, 3865 nucleotides long. The record is from RefSeq and is a predicted model, not a curated record. NCBI's taxonomy places the organism in Eukaryota, Viridiplantae, Streptophyta, Magnoliopsida, Fabales, Fabaceae.